Messenger RNA from Cladophialophora psammophila CBS 110553, 4239 nucleotides. RefSeq lists its product as uncharacterized. The coding region runs from base 1 to 4239 and encodes 1412 amino acids. The record is from RefSeq and is a predicted model, not a curated record. Gene Ontology annotation, cellular component: nuclear RNA-directed RNA polymerase complex. Gene Ontology annotation, molecular function: RNA-directed RNA polymerase activity. Gene Ontology annotation, biological process: siRNA processing. The transcript has 2 exons. Lineage: Eukaryota; Fungi; Ascomycota; Eurotiomycetes; Chaetothyriales; Herpotrichiellaceae.
AUGGAUCCACGUUCAUCCGUGGCGCCGAACCGAUCUGGAACGCGUGAGGUGAUGCGCCAAACAGGCAGCCAGCAAGAAUGGAGAAGUUGGUCAUCGGUCCGAGCAACAAUCCCCAACUUGCCUCGAGGCACAACGACCUACGACAUUCACAAAAACCUACAACGCUUUGGCAGGUUGGACUACAUCCGCAUUGAGGAAACCCCCGAGGGCGACUUCGCUAGAAGGGCCCAUGUUACCUUCAAACCACCUCCUCCUCGGAGAGCUCCGUGGGACCCGGUCUACAAGUUCGGCAUUGACUUUCCUCUUGGAAACCAAAACGGCGAGAGAGUGUACAAAGUCAAGGUCUGGUUGUCUGUCAAUCAACUCAAGGCUCAGGUCGUCGAGAGUCAUGUUCACGCCGGCCUCGAGUAUCCCGCCGAGAUGACUUUGUUCGGGACCUCGAUCGACUUCGGCUACUUACGAACUCCCACCCUGAUGGUUGCCAAGGCGAGCAAGUUCGAUGUCCAUGCCAAUGGCAUUAGACUGCUUCUAAAUCUUAAACGUCUGGAGUUGGAAGUUCACUUCCCAGUGAUGAUCAGGUCAAAAGGCAAGGCAACUGAAAGAGCCUACCGAUUCUUUGUCGCUCUCGAUGAUCAGUUCUCUCUGCGCGAGGUUCCAAACGGGCAGGCCUCUUCCUUGGUGAUCCAUGCCAAGCAUCCCCCGUGUUACUCGAGACAACUGAGAGAGGCCAUGCAACUGAGCCACGACCCGAGAUCGUUCAAGUGGACGGCGGACGAUACGUGGUCUCGACAAACCGACAUUGUCGAUGAGAAAUCCACUUUCCAAAAGAUUGACAGCAGUCCCGUCUCGGUUCAAAAGCUUUACAACACCAUCGACAUUGCCCGUUGGACAACCUUCCGGGUCACGGUCAAGCCAAGCACCCAUCCGUCUGAUAAUUCUCUGAAACAGUUUCUGAAGGCCCUCGCAGAUUUCAAUAUUCGCAUAACCCAAGAUCCCUCUUUCGAAGUUGUCAAGGACUCGAGCGGCGUAGCGCCUAUCUGGCGGAUGCUGGGCGAUACUUCCUCACAUCAAUCCUUGUCCGCCCAGUUAUCAUUGCCCUACGUUGACUUCGAGUUGAGAUAUCAACUUGAAGUCUGUAUCUCCAAAGGUUGGCUCAAUGAGUACACUUUGGACGACAAUUUCUUGCGACGCCUUACGGGAAUGCGGUCCGAGCAAGCCAAGCAGAUGCUCAUCCACGUCGAUUCUUAUCAGCAAAAGGUUUACGAUCCCAUGUCCAUCUUUACCGACUUGCGUUAUUCAAAGCCUGUACGUGCUCGUGCACUCCCAUCAAAUUGUGCAGAAUUAUAUCAUGCCACGGUCACUGCAACUGGGAUCCUGUUUCACACCCCAUCCGUUGAGAUCACCAACCGUAUUGUGCGCAAGUAUCGGCGCUUCAGCGAUCGAUUUCUGCGAGUGCGCUUCGAGGACGAUCCAUACAGGGGACAAACGAGACUCUACCCUGCGACAAAUGGCAGAAUGAAGCUCCUCUUUGAGAGAGUUCGUCGUACGCUCAAGAGGGGUAUUGUUCUCGGUGACCGGCACUACGAGUUUCUCGCGUGGGGCAACUCACAACUUCGAGAACACGGGGCCUACUUCUUUGCAUCUUCCAAAAACCCUCUUAUCACCGCCGACAGUAUUCGGAGAGACAUGGGCACCUUUGAUCACGAAAAGGUUGUAGCCAAGCGAGCCGCACGAAUGGGUCAAUGCUUUUCUACGACAAAGCCAGUCCCGGUGCUCAGCAAAAACAGUUGGAAAAGAGACCCCAUCCCCGACAUAGUCAACGGCCCAUACAAUUUCACCGAUGGAGUAGGUAAAAUAUCUCCUCUUGCUGCUCAGCUUGUCAAAACAAACCUCAAACUUGGCGGGGAACACCUCCCAUCGGCGUACCAAUUUCGGCUUGGCGGUUGUAAAGGGGUCCUCGCUGUGGAUCCUAGCCUCAAUGGUGUUGACAUCAAGAUCAGACCAAGUCAGUACAAGUUCAGCUGCGAAUCAGACGAGUUGGAGAUCAUUCGCGUCUCGGAGUUCUGGCAACCAUUCCUGAACCGUCAGCUCAUUCAGGUGCUCUCGGCGCUCGGCGUUCCAGAUGCGGUAUUUUUGCGCAAACAACGAGACUGUAUCGAGGCUUUGGACGCUGCUCUCGUAGAUGGUGCGGCUGCCUUACGAGCCCUGCGCGAGACCGUUGACCCCAAUUUAAUCACCCUCAGCGUUGCGGCCCUAAUCGAAGCCGGGUUCUCCCAGAUCCACGAGCCUUUUGUAGCGUCUCUUCUACGGCUUUGGAGAGCUUGGACGUUAAAAUACCUCAAGGAGAAGGCGAAGAUACCGAUCACUCAAGGCGCCUUUGUGCUUGGUGUUGUCGACGAAACGAGGACGCUUCGCGGCCAUAUUAACGAUAUUCAACCUAGCCCUGACGCAAGCCGCCAAGAGAAGGAGAAAUCUCUACCCGAGGUAUUCAUCCAAUAUACAGACCCGGAACAAAAGGGAGUCCGCCGUAUUGUCGAGGGAAUUUGUGUCAUUGCGCGUAAUCCGUCCUUGCACCGAGGCGAUGUACGAGUGGUCAAAGCCGUCAAUGUGCCACAGUUGCAUCACCACUGGGACGUCGUGGUUAUGCCAGCGACCGGUGAUCGUGACUUGCCCAGUAUGUGCUCAGGUGGCGAUCUCGAUGGAGAUGACUACAUCGUUACCUGGGACCCGGAUUUGAUACCCUCGGAAUGGAAUGCUGAACCGUUCCACUACAAUGCUCCGAAGCCGAUCCAGAAGGAAGAAAUAUCUAUCGAUGAUAUCAUCGAUUUCUUCUGUGACUACAUGCAAAAUGAUUUCCUCGGAAGAAUUGCUCAUGCUCAUCUCGCAGCAUCUGACUACCUCGCUGAGGGAAUCAGGAGCGAACAAUGCCUGAAGCUGGUCGAAUUACACUCGCUGGCUGUCGAUUAUCCCAAGACCGGUGUUCCCGCUGAGAUGAGUCGGGAUCUCGAACGAAACAACUGGCCUCACUUUAUGGAAAAGAAACGAAAUGAAUAUCCUUCGAAGAAGAUUUUGGGUCAAUUAUACGACGCGGUUGAGAGAGUGAAAUUUAAGCCGCACUGGUCAGGGACCUUUGAUCGACGAAUCCUCACACAUGCUCCGGCACCUGAGAUCAUGGAGACUGUCAGCAAUCUCAAAAAGAGUUAUGAUGAAAGGAUGCGGCGCAUCAUGGCUCAACAUCAAAUCGGCUCCGAAUUUGAGGUUUGGUCUACGUUUGUACUCCACCACAGCAAAGUCUCCAAAGAUUUCAAGUUUCACGAAGAGAUCGGACAGCAUGCCAAAAAUCUGAAGGAGCAAUAUUACGAAGCAUUCUGCCAGGAGGCUGGUGGACAUGACAGCGAGAAACUAAAGCCGUUCGCGAUAGCGGCUUAUCAUAUCACUCACGACGAACUUCGAGAGGCACAAGCAAAGCAACGAACCCUUUUGGAGGACGAGGCACAGCUUGUCGCUUCACAUGAAUUCGGCUCCGCUUCUGCCAAAAUGCCCUUCAUCUCUUUCCCUUGGGUGCUUCAGGAUACCCUUGUAAAGAUCGCGAGGAACACCGUUGUACACGACGCAGCGCAAAUAGUCGAGCAAAUGUCGACUGCUAGUGAAGAAGUCAUCAAGGUGGGGACUGUACCGGCAUCUGAAGGAGUUAGUCGCAAAUGGAUCUACCAGGGAGAACACCUGCCUGACCCAUACUCGCCCGUUGCAACAAGCUCAGGUGCCGCAGGAAUAGAAAUGACAGCGGCAACAGUCAACAAAAUAUCAAGCCCAGCACCGGAAAUUUCGCCGCCGCCUCGCCGACAAGACCCCUUAGAAAGGAUUCUACCGAUCAGACCACAAUCUAUCGACAUAUUUGGAAAUUCAGAAGAUCAUUUUGCAUCCGAUAUCAGCUCGAUGGUUUCAAGCAACGUCCCUUCGGUGGUCUCAAGCAGCGUGACUGCGUCUACUAAUUCGGAUGAUAUCGACUUACUAGCCUCACCUACGAACCUGUCAUCUGAGAUUUCAACGCCCUCUUCCCCGAUCUCAGGCUCCCGUGUGACGGCUCGUUUCCAGCGCCCCAUCGUGUCGACUACGAGCAAAGGACCUUCAUUUGUGGUUCACGAGAAGUUGCCGCUCAAAGACCCAAUCCUGAUGACAAAUGAAGAGCUUCGUGACAUCGAGGGCGACAGCGGUGACGAGGAUAAUUAUACUUUCUAA